Ziziphus jujuba (common jujube) is the source of this 3627-nucleotide messenger RNA. RefSeq names its product pentatricopeptide repeat-containing protein At3g09040, mitochondrial. Gene Ontology annotation, molecular function: RNA binding; protein binding. The coding region runs from base 177 to 3251 and encodes 1024 amino acids. Gene Ontology annotation, biological process: RNA modification. The transcript has a single exon. The record is from RefSeq and is a predicted model, not a curated record. NCBI's taxonomy places the organism in Eukaryota, Viridiplantae, Streptophyta, Magnoliopsida, Rosales, Rhamnaceae.
CUUCUCCAUCUUCAUCUUCAAUUUGUUUUUAAAAUAUAUAUAUAUAUAUAUAUAUAUUUUUUUUUUAAUCGUUUAAAAUUUCAAAAAAAAGUGUCUAAAUUAUUUUAAACCUUGGCGCGGGUUUAUAUAUUGACCGAGUGACCAAACCGAGUCAUGAGGGAAACCCCUCCGAGUCGAUGCGCCUCAGACCUCCAUUGAAAGCCUUUCCCGUUUCCAGCUUUCGCUCCUCCCAUCACCAACACAGUUUCUCAGCUGUUCCACAUGAGUUGACUCGCCCGAGUCGAACCCCUGAAUCUGUCUAUAACCAUCUCUUGAAGGCGUGCACGGAACAGUGCAAACUGGUUAAUGCCCACCACUCGAUCGACGAAACGUCUGAGACAUCUCAAGCUUUGAGAACCGGCAAGGUCGUCCAUGCCCACAGCUUGAAAUAUGGAUUGGAUUCCUAUGGGUUUCUAGGGAAUUCUAUUGUUGCUCUUUAUGCCAAGUGUGGCAAUGUGGGUUUCACCGAGAAGGCAUUUAAUCGGCUUGAGAGAAAAGAUGUAUUGGCUUGGAACUCGGUUCUUUCAAUGUACUCGAAGCGGGGAUUGUUGGAACAGGUUGUUGAGUCAUUUGGGUCACUGCGUAAUUCUGGGGUGUCGCCGAAUGAGUUCACAUUUGCAAUGGUUUUGUCUACUUGCGCAAGGUUGGUGGAUGUUGGGUAUGGUAGACAAGUUCAUUGUGGUAUAAUUAAAAUGGGGUUUGAGUUGAGCUCGUUUUGUGAAGGUGCACUCAUUGAUAUGUAUGCCAAGUGCAAUUGUGUGGGUGAUGCUUGCCACGUUUUCAACAGCUCUGUGGAGUCGGAUACAGUUGCUUGUACUGCAAUGAUUACUGGGUAUGUUCAAGCUGGAUUCCCUGAGGAGGCGCUGAAAGUGUUCGAGGAGAUGAAGAAAGUUGGCCGUGCUCUAGACCAGGUGGCUUAUGUCUCUGUGAUUAGUGCUUGUGUUGGUCUGGGAAGGCUUAAUGAUGCUUGUGAGUUGUUUGCCCAGAUGUCCAGCGCGAAUGUUGUGGCUUGGAAUGUGAUGAUCUCAGGGCAUGCAAAGGGAGGUUAUGAGGUGGAGGCCGUUAAGUUUUUCGUAAAAAUGAGGAAAGCUGGCAUAAAACCCACAAGGUCCACCCUAGGAAGCAUAUUAAGUGCAAUUGCUAGUUUAGCGGCUUUAGAUUAUGGAUUGCUAAUUCAUACUCAUGCAAUUAAACAAGGUUUAGAUUCUAGCUUUUAUGUUGGAAGUUCUUUAAUCAAUAUGUAUGCCAAGUGUGAAGAAGUAGAUGCUGCGCGGAAAGUAUUUUGUAUUUUAGAUGAGAAGAAUAUUGUUUUGUGGAAUGCAAUGCUUGGAGGUUAUGCACAGAAUGGGUAUGCCUAUGAAGUCCUAGAAUUGUUCUCCAGUAUGAGAAACAGUCGCAUUCAGCCAGAUGAAUUUACCUUCACUAGCGUUCUGAGUGCAUGCUCUUGUUUGGAGUUCUUAAAAAUGGGUUGCCAGUUGCAUUCAGUUAUUAUCAAGAAAAAAUUGGCAUCAAAUUUGUUUGUGGCAAAUGCAUUGACAGAUAUGUAUGCAAAAUCUGGGGCUCUGAAAGAAGCAAGAAAACAGUUUGAGCUCAUAAGGAAUCGAGACAUUGUUUCUUGGAAUGCAAUUAUUGUUGGUUAUGUCCAGGAGCAGGAUGAGGAAGAGGCUUUCCACAUGUUCCAAAUGAUGAAUUUGCAAGGGAUACUGCCAGAUGAAGUGUCCUUGGCCAGUAUUCUUAAUGCUUGCGCCAAUAUCCGAGCACUUAAACAGGGGCAGCAAGUCCAUUCCCUCUCUUUGAAAUCUGGCCUGGAAACAAGCCUUUAUGCUGGCAGCUCACUUAUUGACAUGUAUGCCAAGUGUGGAGCCAUUGACGCUGCACACAAGGUCUUCUCUUGUAUGGCCCAUUGGAGUGUGGUCUCAAUGAAUACUAUGAUUGCUGCCUAUGGUCAAAGCAAUCUAGAGAAAGCAAUAAAUCUGUUUCAAGAGAUGCAUGUCAUAGGAUUAAAGCCGACAGAAAUCACAUUUGCAAGCCUUUUAGAUGCAUGUAGUGGACCAUAUGUGCUAAUAAUAGGGAGGCAAAUCCACUGUCUAGUAUUAAAGAGAGCCCUUCUGUACGGUAGUUCUGACUUUCUAUGUGUAUCUCUUUUGGGAAUGUAUAUGAAAUCUCAAUGCCAACAAGAUGCAGACAUUCUUUUCUCUGAGCUUCCGAGGCCAAGAAGUAGAGUGUUAUGGACUGUUAUUAUUUCAGGACUCAUUCAGAAUAAUUGCUCUGAGAAGGCUUUACAGAUGUACCACCAAAUGCGUUGUGAGAAUGCCCUGCCUGAUCAAGCCACAUUUGCUAGUGUCCUUCGAGCUUGUGCUGUAUUAUCUUCUUUAAGUGAUGGUAGAAAAAUGCAUUCUCUCACUUUUCAUACUGGUUUUCAUUUAGAUGAGCCAACUAGUAGUGCCCUUAUAGACAUGUAUGCUAAAUGCGGGGAUGUCGAAAGUGCAGUGCAAGUUUUCCAAGAAAUGAGUAGUAAAAAUGAUGUUAUUUCUUGGAAUUCGAUGAUAGUUGGACUUGCUAAAAAUGGGUAUGCAGAAUAUGCACUAAAAGUCUUUGAUGAGAUGAAGCAAACACGCAUUAUGCCUGAUGAUGUCACAUUCCUCGGCGUUCUAACUGCUUGUAGUCAUGCAGGAAGGGUAGCUGAAGGCCAUCAAGUCUUUGAUAUUAUGGUUCAUGAUUAUGGUUUUCAGCCUAGGGUGGAUCAUGUUGCCUGCAUGGUUGACCUUCUUGGCCGGUGGGGUUUUCUCAAGGAAGCAGAGGAGUUUGUUAACAAACAAAAUUUUGAAUCUGAUGCUAUGAUAUGGGCCACACUACUUGGUGCCUGCAGAUUACAUGGAGACGAAUUAAGGGGACGAUACUCAGCUGAGAAACUCAUUGAGUUAGAUCCCCAAGAUUCUUCAUCCUAUGUACUGCUUGCUAACAUUUAUGCUGCAUCAGGAAAAUGGACUGAGGUAAACUCUUUGAGGAGGGAAAUGAAAGAAAAAGGAGUAAUGAAGUUGCCUGGAUGUAGUUGGACUGUGGUGGGACAAAUGACACAUAAGUUUUCUGCUGGAGAUAAGUCUCAUCCCAAAACUGAUGAAAUCCAUUCAGUUUUGAAGUAUUUGACAGCACUGAUUAAAGAAGAAAAUUAUGUUGUGGACAUAGAUUCUUUCUUGCAUGAUGAAGAUUGAGAGAAGCACCUUCUAUAUGCAUGCUGGCUUAACUUAGUAGUGGUAGUACCAUAUUGAUAUCUACUCUGAUAGAGCGAUGACAUAGUGGUCAUUCAAAGCCAUGUGGAGAAACAUAAUAGCAAUGAGGUAAAAGGCAGGCCCUUACUGGGAAAGGUUGAUGAGACUUUGGAUUCGGGCUUUAGGCAUAGGCCACUUAGGGCCUAUGUUUAGUGGGGGCCCGAAAAAAAUGAUUCUCGUAUUCAUAUUUAUACAUCUGUCCAAUAGAAUUUACAUUUUAUAAAUUUAUACGGGAAACAUAUCUUUCAAUUAUCUUAGAAGCCUCAAAAUUAAAAAAAGGAAUUAUGUUUAUUAAUCUCAGUAAUUAUGUCAAAUUAAU